Messenger RNA from Cooperia oncophora, 444 nucleotides. NCBI's taxonomy places the organism in Eukaryota, Metazoa, Nematoda, Chromadorea, Rhabditida, Trichostrongylidae. The record is from the annotation of a GenBank genome assembly.
AUGGGGGAUCAACCUAGAGAAGCACAGAUGUUCAUAAACAAGAACUAUCACCUGAAACUUCCAGGCCACGAAGACAGCGAAUUCACUUACGAGAUAUACUAUACGGUACCGCACGGAGUCCAAGAAGCAAGCCACAUAAGGCCCGGAAAACUUUUUACUGGGACGCAAAGAAGAGCUUUUGUGCCUGGCACUACUGAAGGAACACAGGUGAUGCGAUUGCUGAAGUUUGCCUUUGAACGUCGCCUUAUAUUCACGGUUGGAGAUUCAAUAACAACGGGUGCAAAAAACGUUGUAGUGUGGAAUAACAUACAUCACAAAACGAACGUCACUGGAGGACCACAGAAAUAUGGAUAUCCUGAUCCCGAUUAUCUCAAUAGGGUCAAGGAAGACCUUUCAGCUAUGGGAAUCACUGAGGAGAUGGUACCGCCAGACAUCGGCAUUUAG